ACAUAUGGAUAUGAGUACUUGAAUGAUGACGAUGAUGGUUAUUUAACAUGGCAUGUUGGUGAAGAUCCAACAUUGACUGUACAUGCGUAUGCCUUAGGACCUAAUGGAAACAUCGGGCGUAGGUUGAUGUCGAAAGAACCAAUGUCCUUGAUUAUGAAUUUUGGUAUUUCAAACAAUUGGGCGUAUAUCGACUGGAACGCAAUACAUUUUCCACUAACUAUGCGUAUUGAUUAUGUUAGAAUAUAUCAACCGGAAGAUGCCAUCAAUUUAACCUGUGAUCCUGAUGACUACCCAACCUAUGACUACAUUCAAGCUCACCCGAAGGCAUAUCAAAACAAUAACCUCACAACUUGGGAAGAAACUGAGUAUGGUUUUCCUAAAAAUAAGCUCAUUAAUCAAUGUUAG
Molecule: messenger RNA, 405 nt
Organism: Debaryomyces fabryi
Lineage: Eukaryota; Fungi; Ascomycota; Pichiomycetes; Serinales; Debaryomycetaceae
Gene: SKN2
Product: Skn2p
Exons: 1
Biological process (GO): fungal-type cell wall organization; (1->6)-beta-D-glucan biosynthetic process
Cellular component (GO): plasma membrane; endoplasmic reticulum membrane
Molecular function (GO): glucosidase activity
Source: RefSeq, a predicted model, not a curated record